Cyprinodon tularosa is the source of this 1440-nucleotide messenger RNA. RefSeq lists its product as uncharacterized. Bases 102 to 1190 code for a protein of 362 amino acids. The record is from RefSeq and is a predicted model, not a curated record. NCBI's taxonomy places the organism in Eukaryota, Metazoa, Chordata, Actinopteri, Cyprinodontiformes, Cyprinodontidae. Gene Ontology annotation, cellular component: membrane. Gene Ontology annotation, molecular function: signaling receptor activity. The transcript has 5 exons. Gene Ontology annotation, biological process: adaptive immune response.
AACUUUUAUCACAUCAUGUUUGAAUGGUGUACAUGCUUGGUGUCAUGGUUUACAUCUCCAUCCUCCUUCAGAGUGGCUUUUAGCGUCGGUGCUCAUUGAAGAUGGCUGGGAUUUUCUACCUGGCUUUUCUUUGGACUGCUUUCAUCACACAGACAGGAUUUGUGCUGUGUGGGGAGGUUUCCUUCGUGGAGCGGCUGGAGGGAGAGUCUGUGUUUAUCCGCUGCCACAUGGAGCCCAGGGGCCCGCGGCCCUAUGGUCUCUACCUGAAGCGCACCUGGAUCCGCAGCGGGGAGGUUUUCUUCAAAUACACAGAGAACGACCCUUCUGUUAACGAGUCCUUUAAAGAGCGAGUGAGCAUCAGCGGAGACCCGAGUGAUUACUCUGUCAACGUCAGCAUCUCCCAGCUGAGGGCCGCGGACACAGACCGCUACACCUGCGAGUUCGUGGUGGAGAGGGUGGGAUCCGAGGACCAAAGGAUUCAAGGAAACGCUGAGAUCUUCCUCCGAGUUAUUUCCGAUGCCCCGGGCUCGGUGGACAUUGACCUGAUACAGACGUGUACUGGUGGGUCAGCUGUGCUUCCGUGUCACACCCCAAAUAGCGAGGGAUUGGCUGUGGAAGGCGUGAUUCUGAAACGACAAGCAGGCCGCGCCCCCGUGGAGGUGGCCUACCACUCACAGCAGCACCAAAGCUCUCUGUUCCCCACCCAGAGGGUCCAGCUGGUGUCUGCGCCUGGACCCAGCGGCUUGGCCUUCAACCUGACCCUGCUGCAGCUCCAGCCUGAGGACAGCGCCCUCUACAGCUGCCAGCUGCUCCUGCGGGGCAGGUCAGACAGAAGCACCAGUCUAAGGGGUGCAGUGUUCUUUCUUUCUGUGGAAGCCAACCGGUGCGUCUGCUCCAGCUACCCCACGCUGCUGUACGCCCUGUCAGGCGCCGUGGGCGUCCUCAUCCUCCUCCUGAUCCUCGUUGGAUGUGUCGCCCUUUCUAAGGGUAAGGCCCGUCAGAGCCCCAAGUCAAACUCCCCGGCGCCCAUCUACGAGGAGAUGAUCGGGUCGCCCAGAAGAAAACUGGCCCCUCUCCAGCUGGAGGACGUCGAGUCCUCCGAGUACAAAAACUGCCCGUUGAAGAGAAGCAGCCCUGGGAACCACUAUGAGAGCCCGACUGGGGCCCUCUUCCCCAGCAGGGAUCCUUAGAAAUAAAAUGUUAGACCAGGUCAGGCUGGACUGGGAGCGAUUUUUGGCCCUGGCAUUUUCCCAUCUACACCGGCCUGCUUAUUGCCACCUUAUUAACAUGAAUGUGACAUCAGAUGUCACUGCCUCAUGUUUUCCAGACCAAAACAUUUUCAUAAACCGCCUGGAUGUAUGAAAUCUCGCCCAAAUUGAACCAAAGUCUAUUGAUCUCUUAGGCCAUAAAUCUAAAGAAAUUUUUUACCCAUUGAUGGCC